Myzus persicae (green peach aphid) is the source of this 1479-nucleotide messenger RNA. RefSeq lists its product as uncharacterized. Gene Ontology annotation, biological process: DNA replication, removal of RNA primer. Bases 144 to 1265 code for a protein of 373 amino acids. Gene Ontology annotation, molecular function: RNA-DNA hybrid ribonuclease activity; magnesium ion binding; nucleic acid binding. The transcript has 8 exons. The record is from RefSeq and is a predicted model, not a curated record. NCBI's taxonomy places the organism in Eukaryota, Metazoa, Arthropoda, Insecta, Hemiptera, Aphididae.
UGCUUAAAAUUGGAGCAAUUAGUAUUGAGCCUUGUUACCGUGAGUUACGGCCGUUAUGUCUAGGCAAUUUUAAAGUCCCUUAAAUACUUAACAAUAAAUAUAAUAAUAUACUCGAUACUCUGCGGGUACUAAGUUUCCGUUUUAUGAUAUCGCGACGAAUCACGAGUUUUAUGCAUUUCAGUGGUUGUAAAUACCGUAAUCUAUUAUCGAUUAAACGAAUAUUUUGUCAUUUCUUUAAGAUGCCAUUUUACUCCGUGAUUUUCAGGACUUCAAAAUCCGGUGCAAUAGCCGAAAACUGGGAGUUGGCUCGUGGGUUGAGAGAUGCUACUCCUAAUUCGUAUGCCAAGAAAUUUGAUACAAGAAUAGAGGCUGAAAAAUAUAUUAAAGAUUUCAAAUUCAAGAUUGUGCAAAAUACACAAAACACUAAUGAUCACUUCAAAGGAGUGAAAAGAAAAAGACCCGAUACUCCAUAUCACCCAAUCAGCUCAGUGAAAGACCACAUAAAAAAAAUUAAAACGGCAUUCAGUGAUUUACAAGUUGCAGUAUCAUCAUUUUCAGGAUUAUCGGUGACCUGUGUAGACCAAUUGAAGAUUUUAAACGAUGAAGUUAUUAGUAAACUUCAUGAAAUAUUGAAUGUGAAUGAAACUGAAUCCAUAGAAGAUUUGUCCUUAGUUACUACAACAAAUACUCCAUUAAAUAAAAACCUGACAUUUUCUGAUGAAAAAGAUUCAUAUUCUUCAAAUAUUGAUGCUAUUGAUGGUACCGACUUACUCCCGUCUGAACUAGAAUCAGCAAAAAAAUCUUUCACAUUCAAUGAAAAAAAUGAAGUUGUUGUUUAUACGGAUGGUGCUUGUUCAAACAAUGGCUAUAAAGGAGCAUCUGCAGGGGCAGGAGUAUGGUUUGGAAAUCAUCAUCCUCUGAAUUUAUCAAUAAAAGUACCUGGAACACAAACUAAUAACAAUGCAGAGAUAUUUUCUACUAUUAAAGCAAUUGAACGUGUUAAUUCUACUGGUCUCACUAGAAUAAGUAUACACACAGAUUCGGAUUUUGUCAUUAAAAGUGUCAAUGAAUGGAUGCCACGUUGGCAGGCUAAAGGAUGGAAAACCAGUGCAGGGGCUGAAGUAAAAAACAAAGAAAUGUUUAUGAUAUUAAAUAAAAGAAUACAGUCUAUGGAUUCUGUUAGCUGGACAUAUGUGCCUGGCCAUAAAGGGAUUAUUGGUAAUGAAGAGGCUGAUAAGUUAGCCAGAUUAGGUGCUAAGAUGUAAGGGGUAAAGUUUUAAAGUUAUAAAACUUCACUUUUGUUACUAACCAGUUAAGUUUGUAUACGUUUUUUAAUUCAUAUUAACGAGAAAAAAAUGUAGAUAUUUUGUCUUACUUGGAUUUUUCAUCCAUUUAUUCAUAGCAAUAAUGUCAGACAAGCAAGAUUCAGUCUAUGUAUAUAUAUUUUAAACAAUAAAAGUAAACAUUUUGUACUUGGAA